Messenger RNA from Spea bombifrons (plains spadefoot toad), 1510 nucleotides. Its product is annotated as D(1C) dopamine receptor. Gene Ontology annotation, molecular function: G protein-coupled receptor activity. Gene Ontology annotation, cellular component: membrane. The record is from RefSeq and is a predicted model, not a curated record. The transcript has a single exon. Bases 14 to 1417 code for a protein of 467 amino acids. Gene Ontology annotation, biological process: adenylate cyclase-activating adrenergic receptor signaling pathway. Lineage: Eukaryota; Metazoa; Chordata; Amphibia; Anura; Pelobatidae.
UGGGCCCCCCCUCAUGGAAAACAUCUCUGUUUACAAUGUAACCAUCCACGUGUUGCAUGCAGAUCAAGACGAGGGGAACACGGACCCGAGCCUCCGAGCCCUCACCGGAUUUCUCCUGUCCUUGCUAAUCCUGUCUACUCUCCUGGGCAACACGCUGGUGUGUUUAGCAGUCAUCAAGUUCAGACACCUGAGGUCCAAGGUGACCAACUUCUUUGUCAUCUCUUUGGCGGUGUCUGACCUGUUUGUGGCUCUCCUGGUGAUGCCAUGGAAAGCCGUAACGGAGGUAGCAGGCUACUGGCUUUUUGGCAAGUUUUGUGACACUUGGAUUGCUUUUGACAUAAUGUGCUCUACUGCAUCCAUCCUCAACCUGUGCAUCAUCAGCCUGGACCGCUACUGGGCUAUCGCAAGCCCCUUUAGGUAUGAAAGAAAAAUGACACAGAGGGUAGCUUUUAUCAUGAUCGGGGUGGCAUGGACCUUAUCUAUUCUAAUAUCCUUUAUACCGGUGCAGCUCAGCUGGCAUAAAUCCCAGGAGCUUGAUGAUGAUAAUGACCUUAAUUCAAUUAACCAGACCGAGAACUGUGAUUCUAGUCUGAACCGGACGUAUGCUAUAUCGUCUUCGCUUAUCAGCUUCUAUAUCCCUGUGGUCAUCAUGAUUGGAACCUAUACCAGGAUCUAUAGAAUUGCUCAGACUCAGAUUAGGAGAAUUUCAUCGUUAGAGAGGGCAGUGGAGCAUGCACAGAGUUGUCACCCCGAUUGCCCUCACGAAAAUUCCUUAAAGACCUCCUUUAGAAAGGAGACCAAGGUUCUGAAAACAUUAUCUAUCAUUAUGGGUGUGUUUGUCUUCUGCUGGCUUCCCUUCUUUGUAUUGAACUGCAUGGUCCCAUUCUGCCAUACAGGUCUCCCAGGGCAGAAUGAGCCCGAGCCACCAUGUGUUAGUGAGACCACUUUCAGUAUUUUUGUGUGGUUUGGAUGGGCCAACUCGUCACUCAAUCCUGUCAUUUACGCUUUCAAUGCGGACUUCAGGAAAGCCUUCACCACCAUCCUUGGAUGCAAUAAGUUCUGCUCUAGCUCCAACGUGGAAGCUGUAAACUUUAGCAACGAGCUGGUCUCCUACCAUCAUGACACCACCUUCCAAAAAGAUGUACCUGCAGUUUUCAACAGUUCACAACUGCCCAACAUGGUACCUCAAGAACAUGAGGACUUAGAAGGACCUUGUUUUGACAAAGUGUCGGUCAUUUCAAACUCACAUGGGACAAGAAGCCAAAGGAACAUGUUACUUCCAGCAAGUGUCCAGUUUGAAUGUGAGGCAGAAAUUUCCCUGGAAACUAUCACUCCAUUUACUUCCACUGUACCGAUUGAAUGUCAUUCCCAUGUGCUUCAAGAUGACGACAGGCAAUAUGCUAAAAAACUUUACUAAAAUAUUGAAAUACUCAGUAGCUUGCUGGCAUACAUGUCUAAUAUUUAUAUGUUACAUGACAAUAACCCAAGGAGGUUAAUUGGACACCUUGUG